UCACUCUUGUACUAAUACAAGACUGGUAGUAAGUAGUUGGUCUUAUAGUGCCUAUUCCCUGUUGCCAAGUGGGGUUGUUUCCCUAACAUUCUUAUGAUUACUCAUACUCAUCAUCCAUCCUAUCUAACUAUAAAAUUAAGAAACAUUUAUAGUGAUCUUCAUUAAUUCUUAUGGCUAGUAGCAGCAUGAAGGUGCACCCCUUCGCACGUGGGUUUUGGGAUAAUCAUCAAACACAUGAAUCCCAAUCUUCCCUCACGCUUGGGUGCAAACGAUUUCGCCCUCUUGUUCCUAAGGUUUCUUCCGCCCAUAAUAAUGCUACUACCUUUGAUCUUAAAAGCUUCAUUAAACCUGAGACUGGUUCGCGUAAGCUUGUUUCUUCUACUGAUUCCAAAAAGGAUUCACCUUCCCAACAGGCCGUGGAAACCCAUCCAGGAGGGACAAGGUGGAAUCCUACCCAAGAGCAGAUAGGGAUCUUAGAGAUGUUGUACAGAGGAGGAAUGCGAACACCAAAUGCACAGCAAAUUGAGCAGAUAACCGAGCAGCUAAGCAAAUAUGGGAAGAUCGAAGGGAAAAAUGUAUUUUACUGGUUUCAAAACCAUAAAGCCCGUGAAAGACAAAAGCAGAAGCGUAGUAUUCUUGGACUUACUCAUAAUCCAAGAACCCCACCUUCUGCUACUACUCAUCAAAUUAACACCUCUAUUACCUUGACUCUUCACACCAGGGCAGAAUCAGAAGAGCAAGAAAUUAGUCCAUACAAAAGGAAAUUCAGAAGCUGGAUGUUUGAUUGUUCAGAGGAGAAUCAGAAAAAAGAUUAUUCAGAGCAAGAAGGCAAAACACUAGAGCUUUUCCCAUUGCACCCAGAAGGAUUAAUCAGAUGAAUAAUAUAACUUAGAAUUUAUUAAUAUUAUUGUAUUCAUGCAGUAAUAUGAUUAUGGAUCUAGCUCAGCUAGCAGCUAGUAGCUAGUCGUAUUUAUUUGAUAACCUUAAUUAGUUUUAGCUUAUGAUGAUAAGUAUGAAGAUGGGCUUUUCUUUCUUCUUUUCCCAUUUCUUCAUAGGAUAAGAAGAAAGACAAGAUAUCUUUCAACUUUCUUUGUAAUAACACUUGGUUUAAUUUAUGCCCCUUUUUUCUAAUUAAUGCCAGAUUUUUCCAACUUUAAGCCUCAA
Messenger RNA from Amaranthus tricolor (Joseph's coat), 1164 nucleotides. RefSeq names its product WUSCHEL-related homeobox 4. Gene Ontology annotation, cellular component: nucleus. The transcript has 3 exons. Bases 171 to 878 code for a protein of 235 amino acids. Gene Ontology annotation, biological process: procambium histogenesis; cell division; phloem or xylem histogenesis. The record is from RefSeq and is a predicted model, not a curated record. NCBI's taxonomy places the organism in Eukaryota, Viridiplantae, Streptophyta, Magnoliopsida, Caryophyllales, Amaranthaceae. Gene Ontology annotation, molecular function: DNA-binding transcription factor activity; DNA binding.